Molecule: messenger RNA, 2028 nt
Organism: Rattus norvegicus (Norway rat)
Lineage: Eukaryota; Metazoa; Chordata; Mammalia; Rodentia; Muridae
Gene: Zfp639
Product: zinc finger protein 639
Biological process (GO): negative regulation of DNA-templated transcription; host-mediated suppression of viral transcription; positive regulation of transcription by RNA polymerase II
Cellular component (GO): nucleoplasm; nucleus
Molecular function (GO): DNA-binding transcription activator activity, RNA polymerase II-specific; DNA-binding transcription factor activity; RNA polymerase II cis-regulatory region sequence-specific DNA binding
Source: RefSeq, a predicted model, not a curated record
GUGCGGCCCGGGCCUGGCGGGCAGGGAAGGGCAGGGCAAGGGAGGGCGCAGGAGGCUGGGGAGGGCGCGGGCGGUGGCCCGGCAGCCCCCUCCGUACUAUCAUCCGGGCGGGCCUCUCCGGAGCUGCGCUGCUGCGUGAGAUGAUCACCUCCCCUCUCCUAUUCGUGCUUAAGAACCUGAAGCAAGAUGGACUUGCUGGUGGCAGUAUGGAACAGUGAGGGUUCACACAUGCAUACUUAGUUACCUGAUGCCAGAAGUCCGAAGACAUGUACUCUUGGGCCUUUGGUUCGGUCUAUGUUGCAAUGGACUUUAUUGGCGUUGGUCUCUUCCUUGCUUAGAAUGAGCACUGACCUGAAGCUUAACUAUGUAGACCAGGUUGGCCUCAACCUCACAGAGAUCUCCGUUCAUCAGCCUCCCAGUUGCUGGGAGUAAAGGCACUUCUUGCCAUUCGUGGAAACCUGCCUGUAGUUCAUUUUUCUCACAGCAGUAUUGAGAGUUAUACCAAAUUGAAAAGAUAUGAGUGAAUAUCCUAAAAAGAGAAAAAGGAAGACUUUACACCCUUCUCGAUAUUCAGAUUCUUCUGGAAUAAGCAGAAUUGCAGAUGGAGUCAGUGGAAUUUUUUCUGAUCAUUGUUACAGUGUUUGCUCUAUGAGACAGCCAGACUUAAAAUAUUUUGACAACAAAGAUGAUGAUUCUGAUCCUGAGACAGCAAAUGACUUGCCCAAAUUUACAGAUGGAACCAAGGCCAGAAGCAGGAGUCAGAGCUGCCUGGUUCCCAGCCCUGUGCUUAGGAUUCUAGAGCACACUGUCUUUUCCACAGAAAAGCCUGCUGAUGUUGAAAUUUGUGAUGAAGAGUGUGGCUCCCCUGAGUCAGGGCAUCAGCAUACCCACGAGGAGAGCCCUAUAGAGGUUCACACCUCGGAAGAUGUCCCGAUUGCUGUGGAAGUUCAUGCGAUUUCUGAAGAUUAUGAUAUAGAGGCAGAGAACAAUUCCUCUGAGAGCCUCCUGGACCAGACUGAUGAAGAACCACCAGCUAAACUCUGUAAAAUACUUGACAAGAGCCAAGCUUCAAAUGUGACCGCCCAACAGAAGUGGCCAUUACUGAGAGCCAACAGCAGUGGCCUCUACAAAUGUGAACUUUGUGAAUUCAACAGUAAGUAUUUUUCCGACCUAAAGCAGCAUGUCAUCCUGAAGCACAAGCGCACUGACUCGAAUGUGUGUCGGGUGUGUAAGGAGAGCUUCUCUACCAAUAUGCUUCUUAUUGAGCACGCCAAACUUCAUGAAGAAGAUCCCUACAUCUGUAAGUACUGUGACUAUAAGACAGUGAUCUUUGAGAACCUCAGCCAGCACAUUGCAGACACCCACUUCAGUGACCACCUCUACUGGUGUGAGCAGUGUGAUGUGCAGUUCUCCUCAAGCAGUGAGCUCUACCUGCACUUCCAGGAGCACAGCCGCGAUGAGCAAUACCUGUGCCAGUUCUGUGAGCAUGAGACAGGUGACCCUGAGGACUUGCACAGCCAUGUCGUCAAUGAGCACGCUCGCAGACUGAUCGAGCUGAGUGACAAGUGCGGCAGUGGUGGCCAUGGGCAGUGCAGCCUUUUAAGCAAGAUCACCUUUGACAAAUGCAAAAAUUUCUUCGUGUGUCAAGUAUGUGGCUUUCGGAGCAGACUUCACACAAAUGUCAACAGACACGUGGCUAUCGAGCAUACUAAAAUAUUCCCUCAUGUUUGUGAUGACUGUGGGAAGGGCUUUUCCAGCAUGUUGGAAUAUUGCAAGCAUCUAAAUUCACAUCUGUCUGAAGGGAUUUAUUUAUGCCAGUAUUGUGAAUAUUCAACAGGACAAAUUGAAGAUCUUAAAAUUCAUCUAGAUUUCAAGCAUUCAGCUGACUUGCCUCAUAAAUGUAGUGACUGCUUGAUGAGGUUUGGGAAUGAGAGGGAAUUAAUCAGUCACCUUCCAGUCCACGAGACUACCUGACUGUUAUCUUUACAUAAUGUUUAUGUAAAAUAAAUUCUUUUUUAAUGUUAAAAA